AUGUUGGGCGGUUUCUUCGGGCUCCUCACCCGGACCUCGUCUUCCCUUCAAAUCUUAUUGGCUUUACCCAUGACCCUUGAUCUCUUAGUAGGAACACCCAGUUUUCUCCUUCUAUCCCUUCUCUUCGUCACAUACCAGACCCUUCUCUCUACACUACGUCUAACUCCGAUAUCUAUACUAUCUUCAUUCCUCUCCGUCUUCUCACCACUCAUCACUUCCUCCUUGAUCCUUCUCACACUUUACUUCUACCUUCAUCCACCUUCCGUCCCCACGUCCACCUUGUCCAUAGCUCCUCUUCAUUGGCUGGUCAAUGUCCUGCCAUUAGUCUAUGCCAGUGUGCUGCGAUGGCUCGCACCACUGUUCACGUUGGUGGAAGGUGUGUGUGCUUUGUUAGUCAUUCAACUUGCUGGACGAGCGGGGAAGGGAUGGACUGAAGAGGAGGAUUAUGAAGGAUCGAGAUGGAGGAGUAUCCUUGGUGUCAUAGCGGCUGUGGGGAUAUAUUCGGGAGGGAUAUGGGGUGUUAUCAAGAUCUUUCCCUCCACGGCCGAAGACGCUUUAUCAGUUUUCUUCCUAGGCGCUGCACUCACUGCCGUAUUCUUUCUCUCUGUUAUCGGGUUCGCUCUUCGGCGCACGAACGUACUAGAGACUUCGAUGGUGUUCGUUUAUGUUGUCUACUCAGCGUGGCUGAGCGGCGUGGAAUCCUCAGCAGAAACAAGGGCCUUCGGGUCCGGUUGGUUGCCCUCUUCAGUCAUACCUUCUUGGGUCACCACCAGCCCUCUUACAGCUAUGAGAUAUCCUACUGUCUCUUCACUCGCUUCAAGAGCGUUGAGAGGCGCUUCGGGAUCUUUCUUCUCUGUUCUUACUUCUUUACCCUUUCAUCAAACUUUAUCCUUGGGAUUUCGAUUGGGAGUCUUGUGGAUGGCAGGGAAGAUCUUACCUGUUAUAAGGGAUGAUAGUGCUUGGGAAAAGGAUGAUGAUUUGGAAGAUGAGCCCACGAUGAGAUUAUCCACCAUCUUCCUCAGCUAUAGAUAUACAGUUUUAACAGCUGCAUACACUCAACAACUCUUGCUCGACGGAGGACAAGCAUGGUCAAGAUGGGCAAAUAUAGUCCUCUUUUUAUCUGUUUGGUCAUUAGAGAUCAUGCUUGAUGCCGAUGAUGAAGAUGGAUCUCGAUUCAAGAUUGAAUAA
Tremella mesenterica DSM 1558 is the source of this 1188-nucleotide messenger RNA. RefSeq lists its product as uncharacterized. The coding region runs from base 1 to 1188 and encodes 395 amino acids. The transcript has 7 exons. Gene Ontology annotation, biological process: septin ring assembly; endoplasmic reticulum inheritance. NCBI's taxonomy places the organism in Eukaryota, Fungi, Basidiomycota, Tremellomycetes, Tremellales, Tremellaceae. Gene Ontology annotation, cellular component: cortical endoplasmic reticulum; perinuclear endoplasmic reticulum; endoplasmic reticulum membrane. The record is from RefSeq and is a predicted model, not a curated record.